CUUCCGGUUGUCACUGUCAACAACUUCCGUUCUGACAGUGGCAACUUCUCCGGCAACUUUAAAGCUUGUAAAGCUUUCUUUUGUUAGAAAGGGGCCAUGGAAAGAAUUCAUGUGCCCCCUGUGGGCCCCGCAGACCUGCCCCUGUCCCUGCUGGAGAUGGGAUGCUCCGGCAGGUUUGAGCUCAUCACACAUCCACUGCCCGGCCAGCCUUUACCUCCACAGAGCACUCUCCCACAUGGUCUCCCUCCCACCAGCCUGAACCUGGAGACUGAAGUGGAGAAGCAGUUCUUGAGAGACCCUGCCUGGCUUCCAAUCCACAGCACAGACUUUGCCUUCAAGAAGUUUCUAAAGGUGACUCAUCGUAACACAAACGCCGACUCUCUGCUGAACUGCACCCCGUCUCCGCUUCAUUCUAGCCUCUCUGUUGUCAGAGAUCCAACCACCGGGAUGCUGCUCGACUUCACAGAGGUGCUCCUGGAGAACACUGACCUCUCAGCCAAGAACUCGCUGUCACUGCAGCGGCAGCCUGGACCUCCGUCAGAGAGCCUCAGAGGAAGCAAUACCAACUACCCCUUUCUCCCCGGAGGAAUGGAAGAACUGACUCUGGACCAAAUCAAGGUGAAGUCCGAGCUGGAGGAGGAUAUAGACUUUGAAAACGAUUUACUGAAAGUCCCUCCUGGAUUUAAAGCUGGGAUGGACUUCACUGACAAAGAGGCCAGAGUAACAAAGCCAGAGGUGAACCUCAUGUCUCUGCUGGACACACUGGAGGACAUCAGCGACUUACAGCCGGAGGCAGAAGAGAAGGAGGACGGAACAAGAGAAGAAGCUCCAAAACUGCCCAGAACAAACAGUCUGGAAGAUCUGGGCAUUCAGGACGCCGCGUCUCCUUCGUCUCAGCCGCAGAAAUCAAAAGACCAGCAGUCAAAGUCAAAAGAAAGCCCAGAGGCCACCAAGAAAUGGGCCAUACCCGUGGACAUCACGUCACCCUGCCAGGAUUUCCAUAAACGGAUCCCCAACCCGGCUUUCAAGUGGCCGUUCGAGCUGGACGUCUUCCAGAAACAGGCUGUGCUGCGGCUCGAGGCUCACGACUCCGUGUUUGUCGCCGCUCACACCUCAGCGGGAAAAACCGUGGUGGCCGAGUACGCCAUCGCUCUGUCCCAGAAGCACAUGACCAGGACGAUCUACACGUCUCCGAUCAAAGCUCUGUCCAAUCAGAAGUUCAGAGACUUUAAAAACACGUUUGGGGACGUCGGGCUCCUGACAGGCGACGUCCAGCUGAGUCCUGAAUCCUCCUGCCUCAUCAUGACCACAGAGAUCCUCAGGUCGAUGCUGUACAACGGCUCGGAGGUCAUCAGAGACCUGGAGUGGGUGAUUUUCGAUGAGGUUCACUACAUCAACGACGCCGAGAGAGGAGUCGUGUGGGAGGAGGUUUUGAUUAUGCUUCCCGAUCACGUCAGCAUCAUCCUGCUCAGCGCCACGGUGCCCAACGCGCUGGAGUUCAGUGAAUGGAUCGGCCGCAUAAAGAAGAGGCACAUAUAUGUGAUCAGCACGAUGAAGAGGCCGGUGCCGCUGGAGCAUUACCUCUACACUGGAAACAGCACCAAGACUCAGAAAGAGAUGUUUCUGCUGGUGGACGCGUCUGGAACCUUCCUCACUAAAGGGUACUACGCAGCCGUCGACGCCAAGAAGGAGCGAACCAGCAAACACGCCCAGUCCUUUGGCACGAAAAGCACUUCUCACAACACCACGGCCAGUCAGGACCGAGCGGUGUGGCUCACCCUCCUGCACUUCCUGUCCCAGCGGCAGCAGACGCCGGUGGUGGCCUUCACCUUCUCCCGGACGCGCUGCGACGAGAACGCCCGCUCGCUGGACUCCAUGGACCUGACCUCCUCUGUGGAGAAGGCGGAGAUUCACUCCUUCUUCCAGAAGAGCCUGAGCCGCCUGCGAGGCGGAGACCGGCAGCUGCCUCAGAUUUUGCUCAUGAGAGACCUGCUGAAGCGAGGCAUCGCCGUCCAUCACAGCGGCAUCCUGCCCAUCCUGAAGGAGGUCAUCGAGAUGCUUUUCUCACGGGGCCUCGUGAAGGUGCUGUUUGCCACCGAGACGUUCGCGAUGGGCGUGAACAUGCCGGCCAGGACGGUGGUUUUCGACAGCAUCAGGAAGCACGACGGGACCGGCUUCAGAAACCUGCUGCCAGGGGAGUAUAUUCAGAUGGCGGGCCGGGCGGGCCGCAGAGGGCUGGACGCCACGGGCACGGUCAUCAUCCUGUGCAAGGCGGGCGUGCACGAGAUGGCAGAUCUGCACGUCAUGAUGCUGGGUAAACCCACCGUCCUGCAGUCUCAGUUCAGACUGACCUACACCAUGAUCCUGAACCUGCUGCGAGUCGAGGCGCUGCGAGUGACCGACAUGAUGAGGCGGAGCUUCUCCGAGAGCCACAGGGACACUCAGGCCACCGAGAAGAGGAUCAACCAGCUGAAGCAGGCGCGCUCGUCUCUCCCCGUCCUGGACACGGAGGGUCAGCUGUCCGACCUGCUGCCGUACUACCACACCGUGACGGAGCUGCGCACCACCAUGGACACCCUUCAGCGGGCCAUCCUGGAGUCUGUGAACGGGCUGAAAGCUCUGUCUGUGGGCCGAGUCGUCGUGGUCAACAACAAGCAGCACCUCAACGCUUUAGGAGUCAUCCUGCAGGUGUCCAGCGACUCUGUGAAUCGCACCUUCACAGCUCUUGUUAUCUGUGAGAAAGGCAACGAGGAAGGAGAGGAGCAAGGCGCCGACCACAUGAGUUUCCCUCACCUGUACAACACGGCGCUCUUCAUCCCUGAAGGUCCCUGCAGCCACACGGUGAAGAAGCUGAAGCUCCAGGACAUCUCGGCCAUCACGGUGAAAACCCUCAAGGUCAUUCCGGACCGGAUCAUCGACAACUACAACAAGAGGCAGCAGCCGCGCUUCAAGCACGACCCUCCCGGCCAAGCCAUCUCCACGGCAACGCAGGAGCUGCUGCGACUGGCCGAGGCCAACCCCGGCGGCCUGGCCUCGCUCGACCCCGUCAACGACCUCCAGCUGAAGAGCGUGGACGUGGUGGAGAGCUGGAUGAGGAUCCACGCGCUGCGGGACAGUCUGAAGGAGUUCAACUGCAUCCACUCGCCCACGUUCGCAGAGCAGUUUGCUCGGGUUCAGGAGAGGAUGAAGGUGGAGGAGGAGCUGGAGCAGCUCAUGUUCCUGGUGUCGGAUCAGUCUCUGACGCUGCUGCCCGAGUACCACCAGAGGAUCAAGGUGCUCCAGUCCCUCCAGUACGUGGACGGCAGCGGGGCGGUGCAGCUGAAGGGCCGGGUGGCCUGUCAGAUCAGCAGCCACGAGCUGCUGCUCACCGAGCUGCUGUUCGAGAACGUCCUGAGCCCGCUGGCCCCCGAGGAGAGCGCCGCCCUGCUGUCCUGCCUGGUCUUCACCCAGAACACCCAGGUGGAGCCGCACAUCACCAACACGCUGCAGGAGGGCAUUGACCGUGUGCUCUCGGUUGCGAAGCGUAUUGGCGAGCUCCAGAUGGAUUGUGGGAUCCCGCAGACAGCUGAGGAGUUUGUCGGCCAGUUCAAGUUUGGCCUGACGGAGGUGGUGUACUGCUGGGCCAGAGGCAUGCCGUUCGCCGAGAUCGCCCAGCUGACGGACGUCCAGGAGGGCACGGUGGUCCGCUGCAUCCAGCGGCUGGACGAGGUGCUGAAGGAGGUGCGGCAGGCCGCCCGCAUCGUGGGAGACUCCGUGCUGGGGAGCAAGAUGGAGAAGGCCUCGCUCGCCAUCCGCAGGGACAUCGUCUUCACCGCCUCGCUCUACACCCACUGAGGCGAGGUGGCGGAGGAGGAGGAUGUGAGAGCGAGCCCAAGUGCCUGCAGCCAAGUGCGAAAGGUGUGAGCGCGAUGGAGAUGCAUGGAGGAGGUGGAGACGGCGUGCAUGAUGAGUGCCUACAGAAACAUGUUGAUGUUUACAUGAACAAUCUCAAAUGUGAAGGAGGGACUGAUUUUUAACCUACAGACCAAAUGUCAGACAGCAGGGACCGACAUGAAACCGGGAUUGUAAUUUAUUGUACAGUAA
Molecule: messenger RNA, 4083 nt
Organism: Salarias fasciatus (jewelled blenny)
Lineage: Eukaryota; Metazoa; Chordata; Actinopteri; Blenniiformes; Blenniidae
Gene: skic2
Product: SKI2 subunit of superkiller complex
Exons: 29
Coding region: 97-3834 (1245 amino acids)
Biological process (GO): nuclear-transcribed mRNA catabolic process, 3'-5' exonucleolytic nonsense-mediated decay
Cellular component (GO): Ski complex
Molecular function (GO): RNA helicase activity; RNA binding; ATP binding
Source: RefSeq, a predicted model, not a curated record